Hydractinia symbiolongicarpus is the source of this 839-nucleotide messenger RNA. Its product is annotated as MKI67 FHA domain-interacting nucleolar phosphoprotein-like. The transcript is spliced from 6 exons. Gene Ontology annotation, biological process: maturation of LSU-rRNA from tricistronic rRNA transcript (SSU-rRNA, 5.8S rRNA, LSU-rRNA). Gene Ontology annotation, cellular component: nucleolus. The record is from RefSeq and is a predicted model, not a curated record. Lineage: Eukaryota; Metazoa; Cnidaria; Hydrozoa; Anthoathecata; Hydractiniidae. Bases 47 to 745 code for a protein of 232 amino acids. Gene Ontology annotation, molecular function: RNA binding.
CCGGGGUUUUAAGUGCUCCCCGGUCGUCGGCUAACUUUUAUCCAAAAUGGCUCCCACAAAAAAGGAAAAGAUGAAACAUGUGGACCAAAAAAGCGAAGAUAGCAUAGCACUAUCGGCGACAAAGCAGAAGGAAUUUUCACAAAGAAUGCAUGAAAUUAAUGGUGACCAAAAAAUGACAUGCGGCACAAUGUAUAUUGGUCACAUUCCACGAGGGUUCUACGAAAAUGAAAUCCGCGCCUAUUUCUCACAGUUUGGUACUGUCAAUAAAGUCAGACUUGCUAGAAGUAAAAAGACUGGUGGCUACAAAGGUUACGGAUAUAUUCAAUUUGCAUCAGAAGAUGUCGCAAAGAUUGCUGCCGAAGCUAUGAAUAAUUACUUAAUGUUUGACCGCUUGUUGAAAUGUCAAUUUGUACCUGAAUCUUCACUGCACCCAGAUUUGUGGAAAGGUGCAAAUAAAAAGUUUGUAUGGUUGAAUAGAAGACUUAAAGAGAAGAUCAGACACAACAAGCUGCGUUCAAAGGAUGAGUUAAAGAAAACAGCUGAUCGACUCAUUAAAAAGGACAACAAAAGAAGAAAGACAUUUUUAGACUUGGGUAUACAGUACGAAUUCCCCGGCUAUGCUGGAGCUAUAAAAAAAUCCCAAAAAGCCAAACGUUUAUCUACGAAAUCAACCAAACUUGCAGACAAGGAGAAAACGCCCAGAACAGCCAAACCAAAACAAAAAUCGAUCAAAAAGAUGGAAUAGAUAUAUUUGACAGUCUUGUGCUGUAUGAAACCUUCUGUAUGAUCUGUAUUUGUCGAAUGUACUUUUUUAUUAAAAUAAUGGAUAUAACAUUGAA